UUGAUUCGCAUUGCCCCGUCUUGGCAGCAACUGGUUGCUCCUGGUGAGGUUCCCAUCGGCCAGGGAGAUAUGUAGUUGCCAGGUGGAUCUCGAGGUAGCCGGUGGAGGGUUGACAUGGGCCACGAGGUCGUAUCGACCCACGUAGUCGUCGUGUAUAGAGACCAGCUUGACCGGAUGAUAAAGGGCGAGUUUAUCUGGCAGCCUUAUGUUGGGGUCCUGCCGACGCUCCCAGAUUAUUGCCGACUAGGUAAGGAGAUAUGGAUGGCGAGAAUACCGCUCAUUUGUUUUGACGUGGUUGAGUGGCAUCUUCCUGAUCGUGUCCUUCGACAGUUUGGUCGGGUCCAAUCUGUGCUGGAUCGGUGCGACACCGAGUGGCGGUUGCAUGCGACUGAUAGAUGUGGUCGAGUUGGCACUGACUGGAGUGUGCAUCAUAUACGAUACAUACAGUUGUGGGAUGCCCGUCGCGACAGUAUUGUACAGGCUGACUGGAGCGAUGGGGUCCUCCCCUCUCCCGACCCUUACAUAUUGUGGUAUCGGCGACAUACACACCUACUAGUUGGUAAUCCGAGCCACCUGUCUGAGUUCGGAUAUCAGGGAGUUGGGCCUUCUCUCGAGGCAUUGGUGAGUAUCAUAGUAUGUGUCAGAUAAUUGUUAAUAUCAUAAUUGAUUUACUUUCAGUCAACUAUAGCCUAAUAUGUCUGAUUUUUUGUUCAGGUGGUUCGAGCUAGGAGGUCAUAUCACUUGGCUAAGGACGCCCUUUUUAGACGUGAUGGACAGCUUGGUCUACAGGCCCUUGCAGAGAUCCGAGAGUUAUUGUACGAGGGGAUCCAGCAUGCUCAUCGGGUAGAUCGUCUGUAUUUUGGGGACUACGGUAUACACAGUGCAGCAGUUGCUCCAGACACAUCAGUCCCGUCAACGUCAGUGCCUUCCACUUCAGCGCCAGCCACAUCAGGUCCUCGGACUUCAGUCACCUCACUGCAUGAUACCCCAUACAUUUCUCCAGAUUCCCCAUACGUACAUCCUACCCAGCAUGCUGACCCUGGUUGGACACCGCCCCGGUACAUGCAUGCUGUUGUUACCCCACCCACCCAGUUACCACCUGCUUUUCUAGGGACUACUUCGAUCGCGCCCAUGAGUACACAUGAUGCAGUUCUCAUUGACAUCUCCCAUGUUGAGGAUGAGGCCCAUAUUGAGCUCCCCCCCAGAGCGCGAGGGAGAGGCCGAGGUUAUGGUCAUGGGGGACGUCGCGGCCGAGGUCGGGGUGCAGGCAGAGGCAGAGGUCGAGGUCCAGCUGCAGAUCGUGAUACAGUUGCACCAGAUGAGGGAGUUUCACAGCUCACAGCAGUAUCUGAUCUUCAAGCAGAGACGGGAUCAGGGGCAGUAGAUACAGGAGAAGAGGGGUCACACUCACAGGUUCCACAGGCAGUCAGUGGAGGGCCACAUGUAGGGGAAGGAGUGCCAGAUAUUCAAAGAGUCUACCGCAGGAGAACGAGGAGGGAAGUCCACGGUCGGGGUUGUGGGACUGGGGGCAGGUUAGGGCAUU
This is a messenger RNA of Camellia sinensis, 1543 nucleotides long. Lineage: Eukaryota; Viridiplantae; Streptophyta; Magnoliopsida; Ericales; Theaceae. The record is from RefSeq and is a predicted model, not a curated record.